UGUUUGUCGUAUAACCAUUUUAUAUAUUCGGGGAUUUUUUUUUCUUUCUUUUCUUCUUUCCGUCUUCCCUAUAUUCACGACAAUUUGAUAUUGUCUAUUGUGUGUUAUUGGAUUGUUUAUGAGACCUUAUCGACUAGUUAACUAUCUACUUUUUUUUAAGUUACCAUUCUUUCAUACCAACCUCCCUACUUUCUCUAUCUACAUUACCCGCAUCAAUUGAAGUCUCGCUUUGUCCUUGCUCGUCUUCUGGCUGUGCGCUUUGCUCCACACUCGGCAUCCAACGUUGGCGAUCAGCCAUACAUAGUUGAUGUCAAAAGUUUAAUGGAAGCCGGCGCUUACGGAAAGCCGUAGUGUAUAUACGUACACUGACCCGGCACGGUCAUAACCUACCUGCUACCUAUGUAGGUAUAUAUACCCUGCAUUGCCAACGUUUUGGAGUGGUCCUGAGCGGUUCUUUCUCUACUCAACGCGCUAAUCUACCCAACCACCCCCACCUCUUCCGCGUCUUGACGACAUACCUAAGCUAAGUAUGUAGGACGAUGACUAGCAAUUUUGUCAGUUUAUUCCACCAUUGCCAUCCUGCUCAGCCACCUUUAUCCUUAACUUUUCGCAUCCCUAUGCCUCUACCGCGCCGAGCACCGCGAUGACCCGAAAUCCUUUGCGGACCACUGUGCCCGCUUGGGUGGAGUUGUACGAUGAGCACGUUCAUGGGCCGAGUAAGGGAAAACAUAUCAGUCCACCCCCACCAACUGUCCGCCCGGAACAGAACAGAUCAAACCACCAAUUAAAACGGAGGGUAUCGAAGGAUGGCUACGUUGAAUGGGUCGACGAAAGACACGACCAUGUAUCUAAACUCCCCGUGUUCUUGAGGAAACGAGCCGACAAGCCAGGGCGACGAUGGGAUCAUCUACGCACGGCAGAGCCGGUUAUUAUGGGACUUGGCUAUCGAGCACCUAAUGAAGACCCUUACGAAAGAUGGCGAGAUUUCAUCCACUCGUCUUCCUAUGGCCGGAAUCCUGAUGAUGAGUACGAGGUAGUACCCUACCAGGCACUCCAAGAGCUAAUGCCAGGCCUCGACCAACCCGUACGGAGUCCGUUUCAUCCAUUGGAUCCCAAGACCAAGAGAAUGUCUAGGAAGGAUACGUGGGGGAUGAAGAUCUCCAACUUUGUAUUGCGGCAUCCGAUAGCGCCGCUCAUAUUCCGUCUAAUCGUCUUGAUUACCACGAUCGCAGGUCUCGCUGUAGCAACAAAUAUUUUUGAAAGGGAGAAAAAUCCAGAAACUCCUGACGAUAACAUUUCAGAAACCUCGCAAGCGAUUGUAGCUAUAGUCAUUGACGCUUUGGCGAUUCCAUAUAUUUUAUAUAUGACUUGGGACGAAUAUACGGGGAAACCAUUAGGACUUAGAGCACCAGCUCAGAAGGUGUCGUUGACGCUUUUGGACCUCGUUUUUAUCGUGUUGAAAUCCGCUAGUACGGCGUUGGCUUUCGAGGCGUUGGUGUACCAUAGUGGGGACGGCCUGUCGACGGAUGCCGAAUGGGCGGCGACGGAGAGGGUGUCCUUGCAUUUGGCUAGGGGUCUUGCGGCGUUGACGCUGGUAGGGUUGAUCGCCUGGAUUCUGAAUUUCACUAUUAAUGUAUUCAGACUGGCAGAAAAGCUCGGCGGGAUGGAUAACAUAAACGAAAAAUGAGUUAGGUUAAUAGCUUAUAGGGAGAGGAAUAUACCCCAAUAUGAUAAUGUUGUAUAUAUAUCAUAUAAUUAUUAUAAUUAUCAUGAUGAUGAUUAUUGCUAUUAUAUACCUCUGACGGCUUUGAAAAGCAUUCGUGGAGCUUGAUGUGAUGGUGUGUGUGUGUAUUGGGUAAGUAUUUUCUGUAAUUCUGUAAUGCACUUCGUAUACCUCAGGAGAGGUAUGUAAAUUGUCUUGGACGAAUAAAAUACC
Daldinia caldariorum is the source of this 1936-nucleotide messenger RNA. RefSeq lists its product as uncharacterized. The transcript has a single exon. The record is from RefSeq and is a predicted model, not a curated record. NCBI's taxonomy places the organism in Eukaryota, Fungi, Ascomycota, Sordariomycetes, Xylariales, Hypoxylaceae. Gene Ontology annotation, biological process: positive regulation of catalytic activity. The coding region runs from base 644 to 1687 and encodes 347 amino acids. Gene Ontology annotation, cellular component: cell periphery; fungal-type vacuole.